AACAAGGAAGAAAGGAAGCAGGGAGAGCAAAAGCUUUAAUUUGGGGAUUCAGGCUGACACUGUUUACAAAUUAAGAAAAACAACAGUCAGCUGUGAAAGCUGAUUUUUUGAAAUCCUCAUUUUGUCAUUUACUUAGUAAGAAACGCCUUUAUUUCCAUCUUUUUUUUCCUCUCUGAGAAGACGCACAACUGAAAGCAGCAACGAUGGCGCCCUCACUCCUCCAGGCCUUCAGGAGGCGCUGGUGGAUGGCGGUGACGGCGGUGAUUGAAAACCUGCUGUGUUCGGCCGUGCUGCUGGGAUGGGGCUCCCUGCUCAUCAUGCUGAAGAGGGAGGGCUUCUACUCCCACCUGUGUUCAGUGAAUGACUCGGUGGUUGUGUCUUUGGGCAACUCCACUGACGGGGAGGAGGAGGAGUGGCUCAGCUGCGUGGACCAGGAGGAGAUGCUGAAUCUGGGCUUCACCAUCGGUUCCUUCUUACUCAGCGCCACAACGCUGCCACUCGGUAUCCUGAUGGACAAGUUUGGUCCUCGUCCAAUUCGGCUGGUGGGCAGCUCAUGUUUCGGUCUGUCUUGUGUCAUGAUGGCUGGAUCUGCCUACGACCCUGACAAUCUGUCAGCGCUCAUCUUCUUGGCUCUUUCCCUGAAUGGCUUUGGAGGAAUCUGUCUGACCUUCACAUCCCUCACGCUCCCCAACAUGUUUGGUGCUCUGAGCUCCACCGUCUUGUCUCUGAUGAUCGGCUCCUACGCCUCCUCUGCUGUCACCUUCCCUGGAGUCAAGCUCAUCUACGAUGCAGGCGUCUCCUUCCAGGUGAUCAUGUGGGGCUGGGCCGGUCUCGCUGGGUUCGUCUUUUUCAACUGUUUUUUCAACUGGCCCAUCGAGGGCUUCCCAACGCCUGACGAGGUGGACUACAGUAAGAUCCUCACACUGCAAGAGCUGCCUGCAUCUGAGCAGAAAGGUGUUGUCGAGAGCCUGAGCCAGAAAAACGGAGACGUAAGACACUCUACAGAGAAACUUCCUGGUGGACCCGACGCUGCUCCCAAUGCUGUUCCCUUCCGUCGCUCUGUGUUCUCACCCAUCUUCCUGUGGAGUCUGAUUACUAUGGGGAUGUCUCAGCUGAGGAUCAUCUUCUUCAUGGGAGCGAUGAACAAGAUGCUGGAGUUCAUGGUCACCCAUGGUGAAGAGCACCCAUCUGAGCAGCUGGUGCUUGAGGCAGAAGAGCAAGUAAGUUUCUACUCCUCCAUCUUCGGCACCCUGCAGCUGCUGUGUCUGGUCACGUGUCCCCUGAUUGGCUACAUCAUGGACUGGAGGAUGAAAGAGUGUGAAGAGGAGAAGACUGUCCACACCGUCACAGAGAAGAGCUUGAAUGGACCCAAAAGAGACCGUAAGAUCCAGAAGGUGACCAACGCCAUGAGGGCCUUCAUCCUCACCAACCUGCUGCUGAUUGCUUUCGGAUGCUGCUGCCUCAUAGACAGCCUACCUCUACAGAUCUUGACCUUCAUCCUCCACACGAUGGUCCGAGGCUUCAUCCACUCCUGCUGUGGAGGCCUUUAUGCUGCUGUCUACCCGUCCAACCACUUUGGCACACUGACAGGCCUCCAGUCCAUGAUCAGCGCCGUGAUCGCUCUGCUGCAGCAGCCGCUCUUCAUCGCCAUGGUCGGACCGAUGCAUGGAGAUCCCUACUGGAUCAACCUCGGCCUGCUGAUCCUCUCACUGACUGGUUUCCUGUUGCCGGGUUACCUGUUCUACCACCGCAGUCAGCUGAGGAAGGAAAAGAAGGCCAGAGACCAGCGGGCCGGAGGUCAAGAGAUGCAGGCGCUCAACCACACUGAAGCCAACGGCUACAAACCUCACAGCAAUGGUCUCGCUGCCGUGGAGGCUUAGACCUCAGCAGGGCUCACCACUGGGGGAACUGUAGGAUUCAUUUUCAUGUGUGCCUUCAAAAUGAGCACCAGCAACCUACUCAUCCAGACAGUUUUGUUUUGAUGUCCAGUGCAUUAUUUAAUUUUUUUUUUUUUUUGGUCAUUGCUGGUGCCAGUUUUGCUCAUCACAAACCACAUCACAGAGCAAAUACGAUCUCCCCGUGUAUUGUCUGGACUCAAAGUCAGACUUUGAGUUUUUGGUGAUUUGGGGAGAAGAUGUGUCGUCAUCUUUUGUUGCUGUUUAUUUAUUUUGGUUUAUGUCAAAGAGCCAAAUUAGUGUCAUUUAAACAUAGACUGUACACAGUCUGUGGAUUUAAAGCCAUAGAUUUCACUCACAAGCACAUGCAAAGACAGACUGCGGACAUCACAAUCAGCUCGCUUACACCAAAGAACAGCUUGAAGAUUUUAGGAAAGCUACACUUUGUGUUCAGUAUUGUUUCAAAACCGUGCAUAAUGAACUUUAAGUAUAUUAAUUGUGCUAUUUCUACUGUAAUUCCCCAGUAAAAGCUAUAAAUAUAGAACCAUAGGACACUAUUAAAAGCACACUAGCUAUUAAAGUACACUUAAAGGAUGUGAACAUCUGAAUAUUGGAUUUCUGGUACGUAUGAAGGAGCUUUUGGGGCAUUUUCAGCCCGGCUUUUCCCACAAACACACGCACAGAUAGGCUGGUUGUAGAGACACCACAUCUACCUCCUGUUUCCUAAUUUUGUACUGUCUCUCUGCAACCGACUCCUACUGUAUGUCUGUCCGUCAUUGUUUUUGUCUUGCUUUGUUCAUUGACAUUAGGAAAUAUAAAUCAUUUAAAAUUGAAAAACCCCUUGUAUAAAAAAAAAUAUAAUCAGUCCAGAGUUUUCUCCUUGUGCUUUCAUAUUCUUCAGAGGUUCUUCAGCCUUUACAUUUCUGGAAUUUUUAUAUAUAGGAAAAACAUUUUUUAAGGUAAAUUUCACAAGGAAAAAUGUGACUGAUUUUGUUAAUUCAGACACACAGUGUGUGUCAGUGUUAUGGAACACUUUGUACUGCUUUAUGCACAGAAAUUAACUAGUGUGUGUAUAAAAUAUGUAUUUAAGUGUCUUUUUUUAUACUCUAGCCGCAGUAGCAUUAAAAAGGGAAGCAUUUGUUUCAGUAUCAGCAAAUGUUAUUUUGUAGUGGGCUUGUUAUAAAUGAAGCUCAGAUGAUUUUUUUUUGUGUAUUCUGCUUAUGCCUUUUGCCUUUUUUUGGUCAUGUAUGGAUUUAGGAGCAAACAAACGUUUUUUUUUUUUUGUAAAUAGAACUGAGGCGUGGUUUGUAUUUUAUUAUUAUGCUUGCUUUACUGUAAAUGGGUGUGUACAGUGUAUUACUGUUUUUUAACUGAAGGCUGAGGAGACACUGGCUGCAGUUAAACUUCUUUUUUAAAAACGUGAUUUCACAUUUCACACUAAAAAGACACAGCUAGCUGCAGCUGGUGAUCCCCGUGUUCCAGCCAGAUUCAGGUCAAAACAAGCAAAAUGUACAUUUCUUCCAAAGUGACAACAAAAUGUAUCACAUACAUGUUUGUUCUGCACACAGCAACAGCAUCAUGGAGAUUUGUGAAAGCUGUUGUAAUGUAUGUUUUUUAAAAAUAUUUUGACUCAAUCCAUUUCAGUGCCUGCUUUACAGCUUUUUAAUAGAUUUUGCCUUUCUUGUCUGAUGCAUUUAUUUCCUGUUUCCUAGUUUUUCUUCAUAUAUGAAGCGUGUUCCGCUCUUGAAUCUUUGCACUCUGGCUUUGAAAGAAAGAAAAAAAAUCUGUUUGAUUUCAACUAUGUGCCUUUGCUGCCAUCGUGGCUUUACUGCAAUACAAGUGAAUGUAAGAUGGACAUUUCUGCCAAACAUCUUUCUCUGUAAACCAAAGCCAUCUUUAGGGACUGUAAACAUAGUUGGUAGUACAGCACUUUUCCUCAGGACAGCACAGGAUCAAAAUGACAGAAAUAUCUUUACAUACCAAUACUAUGCAUUAGUCCAGCAGUAAAUACCAGCUUGGUUGUAAAUGUUUGCUUUUAUUCACCAUCACUGGUGUUGAUUCUGCUUGGUGAUCUUUUUGGAGGCUGUAUAUUACACUUGCUGAGUAUACAAGAGUGCAUUUCAUCAGAGUUUUUCCAGGCUGGCAUUUGCUUUACUUUGCUUCCUGUACCAGAAAUUCCAGCAGCGACCACCUGUUGCCUUAAAGUCCCUCAUAAAUAAGUGGCUGUCGAAAAAAAAUGGCAUUAAAAUGAAUGUGCCUCCUGUCUCUGUAAGUCUUGGUACUUGGGAUUUACAGUAGUUGCUGCCUGAAUUGUUUGUGUAUGAAGUUUAACCAACACCUCUUACAGUCUGUACAAGAAAUAACAUCCUUUGCUUCAUCUGCAUUUUAAAACUAUAUCAACUAGAGUGGUCUAUCUGCUUAUCGUUUUUUUAACAAUCGAGUUGAGGUGUUGGUAGAUCUUGGUAAUUGUUCACCUUUCUUUCCUGCUCUAAAUCAAUAUAUCCAGCAUGUGCAUUUGAUAAACAAAUAAAUGUAUAAAUACAAA
Stegastes partitus (bicolor damselfish) is the source of this 4440-nucleotide messenger RNA. It is a transcript of the gene slc43a1a, whose product is annotated as solute carrier family 43 member 1a. Lineage: Eukaryota; Metazoa; Chordata; Actinopteri; Pomacentridae. Gene Ontology annotation, biological process: neutral amino acid transport; transmembrane transport. The transcript is spliced from 15 exons. The coding region runs from base 204 to 1880 and encodes 558 amino acids. The record is from RefSeq and is a predicted model, not a curated record. Gene Ontology annotation, molecular function: neutral L-amino acid transmembrane transporter activity; L-amino acid transmembrane transporter activity.